GUAUCGACGGGAGGAGAAUCGAGACGAAGAAGAAGAAUACCGAGGGGGGGAUCGAUUGGUGGAUUGAUUGGGUGAUUGGAGCGGAGGAAGUUCGGAGAUCAUGUCGACCCCAUCGAGAAAAAGACUGAUGCGUGACUUCAAGCGCCUGCAACAGGAUCCCCCGGCGGGGAUCAGUGGAGCGCCUCAAGACAACAAUAUUAUGCUCUGGAAUGCUGUUAUAUUUGGGCCCGAUGACACUCCUUGGGAUGGAGGUACUUUCAAGUUGACUCUACAGUUUACUGAGGAUUACCCAAACAAACCUCCAACAGUCCGAUUUGUUUCAAAGAUGUUCCAUCCGAAUAUCUAUGCUGACGGCAGUAUCUGCCUGGAUAUUCUACAAAACCAGUGGAGUCCUAUCUACGACGUUGCUGCUAUCCUAACUUCCAUUCAGUCACUGCUGUGUGAUCCAAACCCGAACUCGCCAGCAAAUUCAGAGGCCGCUCGUAUGUAUAGCGAAAACCGUCGAGAAUACAACCGAAGAGUUCGAGAGAUCGUGGAGCAGAGUUGGACAGCUGAGUGACCUUGCUGUUGUAGGACUUAUUACCUGCAUCGGUUCUGUCUCUCUGAGGGUUGAGAAAGUAAAAUUUUAUUGAGGGUUCGAAGGUCCAGUGUGAAGAGCUGCACUUGAAACCUGCGAGACUUGUGGACUGGAUUUGGCAUGCUUGAGUGGGUACGAGUCUAUAACGGUCUGUAUACUUCUUACUCCACAUGCAUCCUUCUGGAUUCAGCCCCUCGGUUGCGGCUCGCAAGGAAUCCUUGCUGCUGUAAUCAGCAGUAACUUGCAGAUAGUUCGUUUGAACUCAAAUAGGCCAAAUAUAGGAGUAGUAUCCCUUGGCCCCUGUAACAUUCUGUAGAAUCUUUAUAUUUCACAUCAGCCAUGUCAAUCAUCCUCUCAAAAAUUCUUCCAUAUUGACAUUCGUCAUGUGAAAGUUAUUUUGGGCUCUGAGUUAAUCUCUGCCGUCCAGUUAGCAGUGUGAAAAAACCACAGUAGCAGCUGCAGAAUAUCUUCUAUUCGAACUUGUUACUGUGUAGGUCAGUACAGACAAAUUGAUGAUAAGUAUUUUUGUACAAGGCCGAUGACACUCUCAAGUGUUGUGUGUAUAAUCGAGUUUCUCCUUUCGUAUCACCCAUUU
Molecule: messenger RNA, 1172 nt
Organism: Marchantia polymorpha subsp. ruderalis
Lineage: Eukaryota; Viridiplantae; Streptophyta; Marchantiopsida; Marchantiales; Marchantiaceae
Source: the annotation of a GenBank genome assembly